CCUGGAACGUGUAUGGGUCUGUUCAGUUUCAGUAAAGGGAAGUUGUAUGUUACAAAAUGCAAAACACAUCCUAUUCACUUGUCGGCUAUCAACUCUGUGGUAACAAUAAGGGCGUGAAGAUGGCGGAAAUCUACCACUGUGAAAUCUGUGCCGUUAGUUGGAGGUUGAGGCGAAAGCUCUGAGGAGGAAGUACAGUGCUCGAGCUCAGUGUGACAGCUGACUUUUACUGCCCUGCAGCGAAGACACGGUCUGGAUCACAAUUUGACGUCAAUCUAAUACUUGGGGAAUGAAUGUUUUCUAUUAGCACAUAAAGUGUGUGUGUGUGUGUGUGUGUGUGUGACGUUAACGACUUUACAGGGAUUAGAUCCUCAGCAUUCCUUAGCUAUCUGUUAAAGGAUCUGUCUUGGGCUGUGAGACAAAUCUUUAAUCUACUUAGCUGAGUGGAUUUCAUUCUCUCUGCUCAUGUAGACCAGACACAGUUUAGAUUUAAAAAUCAAAUGUAUUUUACCUAACUAGUUUAUAUAUUAUAGGUUAUAUUUCACUUAGCCUUGGAUUACUUCUCUUCACGCCAUGGAGGUUACACCUCUUUAUCCCAACACAUCUGUCCCGACACCUUUCCCGAUACGGCCGGCUGUGGCUCCAUCUGUACAGCUCGGAAUCACCAUACUUUACACUUGUCUGUAUGGUGCUUUAUUUGUGAUCAUAUACAUACAGCUCUGGUUACUGUUAUUUUAUCGCCAUAAAAGAUGGAGCUACCAGAGUGUCUUUCUGUUCCUCUGCCUGUUUUGGGCAGCCCUCCGUACCACCCUGUUUUCCUUUUACUUCGGAGAUGUCGUCGCCGCAAACCAUCUGUCCACUCCGCUAUACUGGCUCCUCUACUGUUUCCCUGUCUGCCUCCAGUUCUUUACUCUGAGCCUCAUCAAUCUCUACUUUACACAGGUCGUGCUCAAAGUCAGAGACUUGUUCAGUAUCGAACCCCGGAAAGGAUUGUGUAUAGCCCGCUGUGUUUAUGCAGCCAUGAGCGUAAUAUUCUUGUGUGUCAACGUGGUUUGUGCCAGCCUUGGCGAGCGAGGGAACACAGGUGGCACCAGAAACAAAACUUGGACGCUGGUUUUAGUGCGUGUCCUGGUAAAUGACCUCCUUUUCAUCAUCGAGGCUGUGUGUCUGGCCACUUCACUCCUCCUCCUGACCCGAUUCUCACCCACCACCAGCCCGUAUUUAAACAGUAAGGGGACCAGCCUUUGCCGGACAGCCGUUUUGGGAGCUGGUGUGAUCCUUCUGUUCUUAAGCAGAGCGUGCUAUAACCUCACCGCACUCAUAUUGUCACAGAAUUACAAAAGAGUGGAGUCCUUCGACUUUGACUGGUACAACAUCUCAGAUCAGGCUGAUCUUCGUAACGAUCUUGGAGACUUGGGCUACAUUAUUUUUGGAGCUAUUCUUUUCAUAUGGGAGCUCCUCCCCACAAGCCUGCUCAUACUCAUCUUCAGAGUGCCAAGGCCUACUAAAGAAAUGAAGUGUAAUCCUGUCAACACAAGGGCCUCACGCUCAUAUUUCUUUGAUGAUCCGCGGGAGAUAGAUGGUGACCCGAGCGCCACUUGGUCAUACAGCAUACGCCCUAAUAGCAGCUGGUUUGGCUCCAGUGAAACGACACCACUGUUGUUCAACCGGACAGAGCAGACAAACCAGCAUCAUUCCUUCUACUCCACCCCACAGACCUGAGCACGUUACAGGAUGAUUUUAGGGAUUUGACCAAGGCAUUGACUAUUCUCAGGCAAUAAUGCACCAGUACCUCAGCCUAUGAAGCUCAGUAGGUGAUAUUUGCACUGAAACCUGGUGCACAUGCUUGCACAUUGUUUUUAUGCUCCUAACCUAAUAACUAUCACAGCAUUUUAAGGAGACUUGCAGGCUCUAUCCUGUUUACAUAAACUGGGACCACUAAAAGGACUUAUUGUACCUAAACUUGUAUAACCUUUUUUUGUACAUGUUUUAAAAAGAGAAAAACCACAUUAGCAAAUUUUAUUAUGAUACUUAACAUACAGGUGGUUUUUCAGACUGAAGAAUGUUUCAUUUUAAAUGUUUAUUACGAACA
Messenger RNA from Clarias gariepinus (North African catfish), 2089 nucleotides. It is a transcript of the gene gpr137, whose product is annotated as G protein-coupled receptor 137. Gene Ontology annotation, biological process: positive regulation of TORC1 signaling. Bases 571 to 1719 code for a protein of 382 amino acids. The transcript has 9 exons. The record is from RefSeq and is a predicted model, not a curated record. NCBI's taxonomy places the organism in Eukaryota, Metazoa, Chordata, Actinopteri, Siluriformes, Clariidae. Gene Ontology annotation, cellular component: lysosomal membrane.